This is a messenger RNA of Wyeomyia smithii (pitcher-plant mosquito), 6904 nucleotides long. RefSeq names its product WD repeat-containing protein 44. The transcript has 9 exons. The coding region runs from base 161 to 3523 and encodes 1120 amino acids. The record is from RefSeq and is a predicted model, not a curated record. NCBI's taxonomy places the organism in Eukaryota, Metazoa, Arthropoda, Insecta, Diptera, Culicidae. Gene Ontology annotation, molecular function: protein binding.
UUUCACCUUUCAUCCGUGCCAGGCUGUUAGUCUUCAUCCGAAAUAAAUAGUUGCAGAAAUUGAAACAUUUUGCUGCAUUUUUGGUUUAUAUCAUGUAAAUUAUUCAUUAAUAACCGGCGCUAAGGUAGUAUAAGAAACACAAAAAACAUCCAACAGCAAUAUGGCAAGCGCGAGUGAUAGCUCUGACGAAUUCUUUGACGCAGAAGAAGACAACGCCAAUCAUCUUCCGCGGAACUCCAACACCUCUACUGGCAGUGGCAAAAAACGUUCAUUGAAAUCAAACAGUGAAGAUGAGUUACAGAAUCCGGACAUAAGAGAGAAGUUGAAUAUCGAUAAUUCAAAGCACAGUUUGCAAAUUGUUCAACGAGAGCAACAGUUACAGCAGACUCAGCAGUCUCAAGUGUUUAACCAAAAUAGGAAUGAGUCUAAUUUUGUCGAACCAAAAACGUUUGGUAGACGGCGUUUUCGCGAACUGCGUCAAUGCAUGCAGAAUGACGAAGAUGAGAAUCCUGGCAACACACUAACACCUGAUUCACAGAAUAGUUCUGUUGAAGGUGUUUAUUCUUCAUCCACGCGUACAACGCAUCCUUUCCGAGUGAUCGAGGGUGAUACGCUUAGCAUUCAAAGUAUGACUUCGUUGGGCAGAGUUGGAAGAAUCCUUGCAGGAAGUGCGAGCGUCGAUGCUAGUGCAUUUAGUUUGGGCAAGGACUCCCUGUACGUAGGAAUUUCUGCUUCGUCAGCCCCGCAGUCUCUAGUAGCAGUCCCUUCGUCGUCAUCUCGCGACACACAACUCAGUGAGAGCUUAUCGCUUCCGUCUAGCAGUGGUGCCAUUGGAGUUACAAGCGAGGACAAUUUCAGCCCAAAUAAAUACAGUUCCAACGAGGAGGUGGGACUACACCAGGAGCAUGCUUCUUCCAGUGGCAAUGUUAGUGAAUAUCGAAUGAACAUGAAUGUUGCGCUCCAAGAGCCAGAUGUCAUUGCGAGCACUAAGCUUGCCCAUUCUAAGACGACGGAUAGUUUAACGUGUUCCGGCCCGAUUGCUCCACCACGACGAAAAAAGAAAACCCGAAAACUCUCUAGUAGUUCCUCGGAACAGUUCAACAUGAACGAGGGAUUAAAGUUACCUCCUGCGGAUAACUCAUCGAAUGAGCUUACAGUUAAACUACCAUCGCAGACACCAAUGUGCGUCCCUCGCAGUUCUGACUCAGAUAAUUUAGCUGGAAAAAGUUCGUUAGAAAAUCCUGCUACACUGGAGUCGAUUACAAGAGAGAUUGAAAGUUCUUUCAAGGAUGCUUCCAGCACUAUCUCGAAUGGAAGCCCUGCCUUGAGUGGAGUAGCCGAUGUAAAUGGUGAACAACCGCGGAAAUUAAUUACCAGUUCCAUCGGGCGAAUAUCAAAUUCAUUAGGGAAUUCGUCGAAUUCUGUUAACUCUAAACCAAGUCCGUCAAAUAGUGUGAAAAGUAACUCUGCACCAGCUCGUGUUAGUUCGAUCGAUCCUUCGCAGGGAUUGAAUAUUUACAAGGCAACUAAAGGGCAAUAUGUUGUGAAACCCACUGAUGGAGCAUUCAAUAAGGCGCAAGGACCAUCACGAGAGGAAAUUGAGCGGGUAGAAAAAAUGAGACAGGAAAUUAUGGGAAACACAGCAGUGACCCGAGCUUUAUCAGGAACUGGAACCAACAGCUUAGGCAGUGGCACAAGAUAUAGUUCAUCACUAGCGAAACACAUGAACUUGAAAGAACGUCGCAAGUCGGCUGGUGACGAGGACAUGUUUAAACAAAUGAAUAUCUACGUAAAAACCAGGACCGAUUCUGGUAAACAGUUAACAGAUAUGGAAAUUCUAGAACAAAUUCCUGUUAAGAAUCUGGAUACAGGUGAGAACUUUCCGCUCUCUGCAGUUGAAGAGAAGCUGCCGCAGUGUAUCAACCCGUUGUCUUUGCACAUCAUGAGAUUAACCAGCCAUAUUCCGGAGUCUGAUGAAGAGUCUGUCGGUCCACCACCCGGCUCUGAAGCUCCAGCUUACGAAGAAGAUCUCGAAAUCGAAGAAGAAGGUGGCCGAUUAAAGAGAAAAACUGCCAAAAUAAAAAGGUUUUUUCGCUCGACUGCUAAAAAAACUGUCGAUAAGGCAAAAUCUAUCGCUUCGGAAGUAUCACAUGCAAGGCACAAAGAAGACGUGGCAGACAUCGAAGAUGUCAUGAAUCCAGAGCAAAACAUCAAAAUUAAAGCAUCUAGUACCAACAAGGGUCCGUAUGAAUUUGCAAAGCUUCAACAUGUUCAAGAUCUAUCUGGUGAGCACACUGGUGCUGUAUGGUGCAUGAAAUUUAGCUCCUGUGGUCGUUUGUUGGCUACUGCAGGUCAAGACCGUCUUCUUCGAAUUUGGGUGUUGAAGGAUGCGUUCCCCUUUUUCCAGGAUAUGCGUACAAAAUACAAUGCAGCAGAUCAAAAAUCCUCUCCAACACCGUCACAAGAAUCACUAGUGUCGCAUCAUUCUGCAGAAGAAGCACUUGCACUAGCAAUGGCAGCGGAGAAAUCUCCGGGCCCAUUUAUGCCAAAAUCAUUUUGCACUUACUCGGGCCAUACUUCAGAUCUGUUGGAUGUGUCUUGGUCCAAAAACUAUUUUAUCCUAUCCAGUUCAAUGGACAAAACCGUACGACUAUGGCACAUCUCACGUAAAGAAUGUCUUUGCUGCUUCCAACAUAUCGAUUUUGUGACGGCAAUAGCUUUUCAUCCUCGGGACGACCGUUAUUUCCUCAGUGGCAGUCUAGAUGGCAAGUUAAGAUUAUGGAAUAUUCCGGAUAAAAAAGUAGCUUUGUGGAAUGAGGUAGAUGGUCAAACCAAGCUUAUCACUGCGGCAAAUUUCUGCCAGAAUGGGAAAUUCGCUGUAGUUGGAUCCUAUGAUGGAAGGUGUUUGUUCUACAAUACUGAUCAGUUGAAGUAUCAUACGCAGAUUCACGUUCGGUCUACACGUGGCAAAAAUGCUAUUGGAAGAAAAAUAAGUGGUAUUGAACCAAUGCCCGGUGAGGAUAAAAUAUUGGUAACAUCCAACGAUAGUCGAAUACGGCUGUACGAUUUAAGAGAUUUAAAUCUGAGUUGUAAAUACAAGGGAUAUAUGAAUGUGUCUUCACAAAUCAAGGCAUCAUUCUCCCAUGACGGCAAAUACAUUAUUUCCGGCUCAGAAAACCAGACCAUAUACAUCUGGAAGACGCAUCAUGAUUACACGAAGCUAAGCUCGGUCAGGAGAGAUCGAAGCGAUUUCUGGGAAGGUAUUAAAGCGCACAAUGCAACAGUAACGUGCGCAAUUUUCGCCCCACACCCCGAGGCGAUUAUUAAACCCGAAUUGGAUGACGAAAUCAAUGCGGAUAAUAUUUCUAUCAACCAACCGGCAGACCCACUUGUAGAACAACGUAAGAAAGGUUGUGGUGGAUACGUACUGGUAAGUGCCGAUUUCAACGGUUGUAUCAAAGUGUUUAUCAACAAGACCAAGCCGAAGCAUAGCAGCUUGCCAUAUACCGCCAUACUUGAUUAAUGGUUACGGGCGUUUACUGGAGACACGAUAUUCAUGAAAUUUGUGAAAGGGGGAAUUAAUCACUGGCUAUUUUAACUAUCUGUGUUUAGAACAACGCUAACAACACAAGGUUAACAUGAUAGAGAGCGCAAAUUCAGCACUUGCAAUAGAAGAGAGCGUUGUUGUUGCAAAGUGUUGUUAACUGCAGUGAUGUUUAAUGUGACAUUUUUCAAAACAAAUGCAACACCAAACAACGUUAGUAAACAAUAUGAAGAUUAGAGCAAAUGGAUGAUAAAUAUUCAGCUUUGGUGACGAUUUUGAAAAAUCGAGAUUUUUUGAAGAGGUUCGUUAAUUGUAAUAUGGUUUUUAGCGAUAAAAAUUUUGUACGUGUUUCGGCAUUUGAGUUUAAUUUUUUGAUGUCCAUGCUCUGCUUCAAAUGAUUGAAAUAGUUCUUACCAAGUUGGUAGUAGCAGCACCAUAUUUUUGAACUUUUACGUUAACAAUCUCUGCCUAGGCUCCGCGCGCACACAAUUGUAUGUAUGUAUGUAUAACUAUUGUAUGUAUGCCUGAUUCUUGUUCCACUUUUCUUAGCUGUGCUGAGUAUAAAGGAUAUUUUCGAUUGAUUUAAAAUGGCAAAAAAUAGUUUUUCAUAGAGUUUGGUUGUAUAUGCUUAAAAUAAAAAUGUGCUGAAAUCACGAAAGUCGCCACUCAAACAUUGAAUUGAUUAAUACUUCAUAGCUGUUACACUGUGUAUAUUUUAUUGCGAAGGUUACCUAAUUUAUUAUUAUAUAUAUUGGAACGAUGUAUUUGAAUAUGCGUAUCUUUUUCUUCAGAAGAAAAUUUGAGAAUUUUUGCCAUUUCGCAUAAGUCCUUUGACAGACUCUAUCACAGAAGACGAGUUCAGCUACUCACCUCGCCCGCAGCCACCGAAGAGGCUAGCAAGAUAUUGUAUAGAGAACGCGAGUGAAACUUGACUGGUGACAGCUGAGUGACAGAUGAGCUACUCGUCCAAAAUCCAGCCAACUCGGCAUCUGCAAUACCAAAAAUGAUCAGAAGGGUAACUCGCCGCUCGCCUCGUCUUCUGUAAUAGGAGCCAUGAAAAAGUAAUUAACAGGUUGUCGAAAACCUGGUAAAACCUGAAAAAUCGUGGAAUGUCAGGGUAUUCAUUUUUCGAUCAGGGAAAUCAGGGAAUAUCAGACGCAAUUUGUUUUAAAUGGCUCUUUAGCGCAAGAAAGGAUUUUUUCAACCAUGAAAGGCUAAUGCGGUACCUUUACUGUUUGGUUUCAUAUCUGAUCGAACACAUUUUUUACUGGGAUUUCAGAGUUGCGUUCAUCUACGUUGCACUUUUAUGUGCUGAAUGCUGAAAAUAUCAGAGAAAUAAAUGUUAUAUUUCAGGGAAUAUCAGGGAAUUUAAUUGUGAAAACUUUUUCGCCAGCCUGAAUCAAAAAAUCUGCUAACAGAGACUUGAGAAAAUUGGUGUUGCUUGGUCAAACCCACCAAAACUCUCCAGUCGCCCUCUCCAGCCCAUGCUUCUUCUCGGAUAAAUCUCCCGGUAUAACUUCGGACAGUGGUUUUUGUGCUUGAUACAUCCUGGAGAGUAUCCAUACGCAUCUUGAAUGACUAUAUCUAGAGACGGGCAGCUAGCUUUCAUAGGAUAUCGGCCGCGCAAGCUGCGUAGCCUUAAGGUUACAGAGUCUGCUUUGACAAUCAAGCGGGGGUCAUUAGUUUAAAUAUCAAUAGAAUCAGACUAUUCGAUUUUGAAAGAAUGUAAGCAUUUUUUCUCUGGCUCUAAAACUAACUGACCAGAGGAAAACAAACCUUCCCAGGGAUUGAUGAUAUUUGGCAGGAGGAACGAGGAAGCUUACAUAUACACGGAUAAAAUAAUAAGCAUGUCGCUUACUUUGGUGAUAUUGCUUUUGUUUUGUAGGUAUCUGUAAGUAUAUUAGUGCAUUAUUUUAAAUAAAAUCGUCAAUAACCAAAGAAAUAUGAGAGAUAAAAAUGAACUUUCUUUGACGGAAUUGUUUGUUUCGGUAUUGCUAAAAAUAUUAGGGAACAUUGAAAAAAAAAAACUUUUGAGUGUUGUUGAAAAAUUGAUUUUCAGCCCUAUCUAUAGAAAACUCCAUAAAAGUCCAUUCAAAUAGACCGAUAGAAGUAUGGUGUCAUUGAGAAAUUUGUUUCUUAUCAAAUGUGCUAUAACUUUGCCGAAAUAAGUGAUUUUUUCUAAGGAAAAAUAAAAAAGGUAAAAAUCGUUUCUCAAUUUUAGGUGGAUUAAUCACAAAAUUGCAACUUUUAUAAAAUAGAGAAUAAUUAUUAAUUAACUUUGCUGAGGAUGUUAUGGCUCUAAAAUCAAUUUUUUUGGGCAAAAUAAUUUCGAUCUCACUUUUACAGCUUUGGAAACAGUGUGGGGUGGUCCAAUAGAGAAAGUAGUCUAGAAAUAGGUUUUGAUUUUUUUUGUUUUCAUCAAACUUUUUCGUGAAAAAAAGCCUGUACAUUGGCAUAAGUUCGGGUUUUAUUAACUGACUCCAAUAAACUCGAGUUGUGGCUGGUAAGCGGCUGGAUAAUGCGUACCAUCGGGGCCAAGUGCGCCUACUGGAAUAAAAUAGACCCAAAUGUGGUCCUUAGCCUCUUAUUCAGCCACUCCCAUCCCGACCUCCACGCGGUGCCGGCUGGGAUUCGAGCAACCAAGGGAGAUCGGGUAACCAACCCCGGUGGGAACUUGGUCGUAUGCUGACAGGGAAGGAGGGCUCUUUUGAGUUUCCGAGCGGUUGACCUCCAUGUUAGGAGCGGCUCAAAACGGCGUCUGUACCCCAGGACAUUUUUCAAAACAAAUGCAACACCAAACAACGUUAGUAAACAAUAUGAAGAUUAGAGCAAAUGGAUGAUAAAUAUUCAGCUUUGGUGACGAUUUUGAAAAAUCGAGAUUUUUUGAAGAGGUUUGUUAAUUGUAAUAUGGUUUUUAGCGAUAAAAAUUUUGUACGUGUUUCGGCAUUUGAGUUUAUUUUUUUGAUGUCCAUGCUCUGCUUCAAAUGAUUGAAAUAGUUCUUACCAAGUUGGUAGUAGCAGCACCAUAUUUUUGAACUUUUACGUUAACAAUCUCUGCCUAGGCUCCGCGCGCACACAAUUGUAUGUAUGUAUGUAUAACUAUUGUAUGUAUGCCUGAUUCUUGUUCCACUUUUCUUAGCUGUGCUGAGUAUAAAGGAUAUUUUCGAUUGAUUUAAAAUGGCAAAAAAUAGUUUUUCAUAGAGUUUGGUUGUAUAUGCUUAAAAUAAAAAUGUGCUGAAAUCACGAAAGUCGCCACUCAAACAUUGAAUUGAUUAAUACUUCAUAGCUGUUACACUGUGUAGAUUUUAUUGCGAUGGUUACCUAAUUUAUUAUUAUAUAUAUUGGAACGAUGUAUUUAAA